AGAUAUAACGUCGCACCUCGGUCUCAAGCUCCUGUUAUUCGUCGCGCAGGAGUUGCUCAAAAUGCUGCGGCGGGCCCCUCCAGCUCGACGCCUUCCAGGCCUGAAUAUAGCUCUGAGUCUCUGGUCCUGCACACGAUGAAAUGGGGGUUGGUGCCACAUUGGAGCAAAACUGAGCCUCCCCAGUUAAACACAAUCAAUGCGCGGUCUGAAAAUUUGAUGGAUGGGGGGAGUAUGUGGGAUUCGAUCAAGGGGAAGAAACGAUGUGUGGUUGUGGCCCAAGGGUACUACGAAUGGCUGAAGAAGGGAAAGGAGCGGCUUCCUCAUUUUACUCGUCCGAAAGACAAGCGUUUGAUGCUCCUCGCCGGUCUUUACGACUGCGCCACCCUUGAAGGCCAAUCUGAGCCCUUGUGGACUUUCACUAUCGUCACUACCGCAGCCAACAAAGAGUUUGAGUGGCUUCACGACCGCCAGCCGGUGAUAUUGUCCUCGGAUGUUGCUGUGCGGACCUGGCUGGAUACUUCGGCUCAAAGCUGGUCGUCGGAACUUAGCGCUCUGUUGAAUCCAUAUAACGACCCUGAUUGUCCUCUCGAAUGUUAUGCCGUACCCAAAGAAGUCGGCAAAGUCGGCACCGAAUCGCCGUCGUUCAUCGAACCUGUGGCAAAACGCAAAGACGGCAUCGAGGCCAUGUUUUCGAAACAAACUGCAACAGGAGCGCCCUCCAAGUCACCACAUGAUGUCAAGCCCUCAGUUGUUUCUCCAGCGAAGAACAAACGCAAACAUGAGACCGAGUCGGGCUCACCCCAGAAGAAGACGAAGGUAUCUCAUGCGCACGCGGACGCGACAGGAGCGUCAACAUAUGGCUUGAAAGAGGAGGAUCGAGACAGUGACAUUGAAAUUAUCUCGCCACCACAUAAUUCACAAGUGAAUACAUGCUCCUUGCGCUCCGACUCUGGGACUGAUCCCCUCUUCAGACCUCAAGCAAAAGCUCACGCCCGGCUGCAAUAG
This is a messenger RNA of Stereum hirsutum FP-91666 SS1, 1005 nucleotides long. RefSeq names its product DUF159-domain-containing protein. The annotation marks the transcript as partial. Gene Ontology annotation, biological process: DNA damage response. The transcript has 3 exons. Gene Ontology annotation, molecular function: single-stranded DNA binding. NCBI's taxonomy places the organism in Eukaryota, Fungi, Basidiomycota, Agaricomycetes, Russulales, Stereaceae. The record is from RefSeq and is a predicted model, not a curated record.